GAGUCAGAGGAACAUUUUAUCAUUUUCAAUAUUAAAAAAGAAAAAAAUAGAAAGAAAAGAAAAAGCAUUCUUCUUUUUUCUUUCAUUGUUUUUGUUUUUGUUUUUUAGCUUGUCAUUGUUUAAGGUGAUGUUUGACGAGAUCAUCAUCAAACGAUCAUCACACCGUUCGUUCAUAAAUUCAUUCAUAAAAAUCAAAAUCAAAAACAGAUUAAAAAUUUAAAAAAGGAAAUUAAAAAGGAAUAAUUAUGAAAGGUGGUGGUAGAGUUAUAGUAGUCAAGAGCAACAACUGUUGUUGUUGUUGUUGUUCUUUUAUUGUUUUUGUUUAUCAAUUAUUAUUAUUAUUACUACUUUUCUUAUUCUUAUUAUCAUCAUUUUUGUUUUUCUUGUUCUUUUUUUGUUCUUCUUCGGUGUUCUAUCUUUUCAACAAUUUAACUUCCACCGUUGAUAAUUGCUUUUUUCAUUUUCAAUAUUUUCAUUUUCCAUUUCCUUGACUUUCACGAAAAUUUUGUUGCUAAAAUCAACACAAUUUUAAAAUGAGAAAACUAAAUAAAAACUGAAUCUUUUAGGUUACCCAAAUCAUUAUUGUGCUUUUGUUGUUUCUUCUUCGCGUUCUUCUUUUGUGGGUUGUGGAAUCUAGGGUUAGAAAAAGGGGGAAAAUUUGAUCUUGAUCAUCGAUGGAUGCUGAAGAAGCAGAGAACAAUACCCAGAAGGGUGAUGAUGGGGGUGAAAAUAGCAAUGAGAAUUACAAUAUCAACAAUAACAAUGGAAGUAAUAGCAAAAUUAUGAGUUCAAGUGAAGGUCAGAGCAAGCCCAAGCGUCAGAUGAAAACCCCUUUUCAGCUUGAAAUGUUAGAGAAAGCUUAUGCUUUGGAGACUUACCCUUCGGAGAGUACGAGGGUAGAGCUGUCGGAGAAGUUGGGGUUGUCGGAUCGACAGUUACAGAUGUGGUUCUGUCAUCGGAGGUUGAAAGACAAGAAGGAGUUACCAACUAAGAAGCCAAAAAAGGUGCCACCUUUGCCGGAUUCUCCUACUGAUGAACCUAACCCCAAGUUGGUUAUUGAGCCCUUAAAUGAAUAUGGAUCCGGGUCGGGUUCUGGGUCUAGUCCGUUUGCUCGACCGGAGUUGAGGAAUGUUGUGCCUCCUCGGACUUACUAUGAGUCGCCGCAGACUAUAAUGGAGCUUAGAGCAAUUGCUUGUGUGGAAGCACAGUUAGGAGAGUCUUUAAGGGAAGAUGGACCUAUUUUAGGAAUUGAGUUUGAUCCAUUGCCACCUGAUGCAUUUGGGGCACCAUUAGCUGUUGCAGAACAGCAGAAGCGGCCUAGUCUUGCCUACGACAAUAAAAUAUAUGAAAGACAUGAAGUUAGACCGAAUAAGGCAAUGGCAAGGACAUUCCCUGAAUAUACAUUUGUUCCGAACCAGUCCAGCAUUAGAUCUGAUACGUUUGGGCAAUUGAGUCAGCCUCAUUUAUAUGACCCAAUGGAGGGUCCUACUAGAACUCCUCCUUUUCCGAUUGGAAAUGAACAUCUACCUAGAACUCAUGCUACUCAAAGCCAUUCUUCCCGUGCUCGCCUUUCGUCUCAACAGGAAAAACACAUGACUCCCUAUACUUCCCCUCCCCCGCUUUUGUCUCAACAUGACAAAAAAGUGAUUCCCUAUCCAUCUCCUCCUCGAGACAAUGAUGUUGUCCCCAAAAGGGAACCUCACAUAAACAUAGCCAAUAUUGGUAUGAACUCCCAAUUCACUGAUCACCAAAUCGUUGGACAAGAAAAUUCUUUAGCUUUACCUGGUGGACAAGUUUUCCAUAAUGAUGUGGUGCUGCGUGUGGAGAAGAAACGAAAGAGUGACGAUGUCAGAGUUGCAAAGGAAGUUGAAGCCUAUGAAAUAAGGAUGAAGAAAGAACUUGAGAAACAAGAUAUCCUAAGAAGAAAGAAUGAAGAGCGAAUGAGGAAAGAAAUGGAAAGACAAGAUCGUGAGAGAAGGAAGGAAGAAGAGAGGCUGAUGCGUGAGAGACAGCGAGAAGAGGAAAGAUCAAGGCGUGAGCAAAAGCGGGAGGAAGAACGAAGGGAAAAAUAUUUGAUGAAAGAACAUUUAAGAGCUGAGAAAAGGAAGCAGAAAGAAGAGAUUCGCAAAGAGAAAGAGGCAGAGAGAAGGAAAGCGGCCCUUGAAAAGGCAAAUGCUCGUAGAAUAGCGAAAGAAUCUAUGGAGCUCCUUGAGGAUGAACAGCUGGAAUUGAUGGAGUUGGCUGCAGCAAGCAAGGGGCUGUCCUCUAUUAUCCAAAUUGAUCUUGAUACUUUGCAAAACCUUGAAUCAUUUAGGGAUUCCUUGUGUGUUUUCCCGCCAAAAAGUGUAAAGCUAAAAAAGCCAUUUGCUAUCCAGCCCUGGAUCAACUCCGAUCAAGAUGUUGGCAACCUUCUCAUGGUUUGGAGAUUCUUAAUUACCUUUGCUGAUGUUCUAGAGUUAUGGCCUUUUACUCUUGAUGAAUUUGUUCAAGAAUUUCAUGAUUAUGAUUCAAGAUUGUUGUGUGAGAUACAUGUUGCUGUUCUUAAAGUGAUAAUAAAAGACAUUGAAGAUGUUGCAAGGACACCUACAGGAUUAGGAGUGAACCAGAAUGGAGCUGCUAAUCCUGCUGGUGGCCAUCCAGAGAUUGUGGAAGGAGCAUAUACAUGGGGCUUUGACAUACGAAAUUGGCAGAAGAACUUAAAUCAAUUGACAUGGCCUGAAAUUUUGCGACAGUUAGCACUAUCUGCAGGAUUUGGACCAAAGCUGAGAAAAAGAAGUAUUACGUGGUCAUAUGCAAAUGAUAAAGAAGAGGGACGAAGUGGUGAAGAUGUCAUUUCUACACUCCGUAAUGGUUCAGCAGCUGUAAGUGCAGUGGCAAAAAUGCAAGAGAAAGGUCUAUUAGCUCCUCGAAGAUCAAGACAUAGGUUAACUCCAGGAACCGUUAAAUUUGCAGCAUUUCAUGUUCUCUCUCUUGAGGGCAGCAAGGGUUUGAAUGUACUAGAUCUUGCAGAAAAGAUUCAGAAAUCUGGUCUUCGGGACUUGACAACAAGCAAGACACCUGAAGCAUCGAUUUCGGUUGCUUUGACUAGAGAUGGCAAACUUUUCGAAAGAAUAGCUCCAUCAACAUAUCGUGUACGAACUGCAUUUAGAAAGGAUCCUGUUGAUGCUGAGGCCAUUCUUUCAGAAGCAAGAAAGAAAAUCCAGAUAUUUGAAAAUGGAUUUCUAGCUGGUGAAGAUGCCGAUGAUGUUGAAAGAGAAGAAGAGUCAGAAAGUGAGGAAGUUGAUGAGGAUCCUGAAGACGAUGAUUUGGUAAAUCCUUCAAGUGGAAACCAAAAUACAGAACAGUAUCAUGAUAUGAACGUUUCUUCAGUAAAUGUGACCGAAAAUUCGGGCCAUGAAGUAGACCUUAUUCAAAAUGAGCUUGAUACCGAUCUGCCUUGUUUUCUUGAGAAUGGUUCCACUUCCAAGGAUGUUGAUCUUCCCAGUUCUGUCACCAUACAACCCGUUGCUUUUGAAGAUCUAAAUACUGGAAAACUUGAUGACAAUAAUAUGGAAAUUGAUGAAACCAAGUCUGGAGAAUCAUGGGUUCAAGGGCUUACCGAAGGAGAAUAUUCCGAUCUUAGUGUAGAAGAGCGUCUAAAUGCACUUGUUGCAUUGGUUGGGGUGGCAAAUGAAGGAAAUUCAGUUCGUCUUGUUCUUGAGGAUCGAUUGGAAGCAGCAAAUGCUCUGAAAAAGCAAAUGUGGGCAGAAGCACAAAUAGAUAAAGUUCGUCUAAAAGAUGAUUAUAUUAGUAAAUUAGAUUUCCCACUGCUUGCUGGAAAUAAAACUGAAACACAAGAGGGAAACCAAAGCCCAUUGCUCGACAUCAAUAUUAACAACAUUAAGAAUGAAGCUUCACCCAGCACUGCAGAAAACCAAAAAGGAGCUUCUUCUGCACAAAGCCUACUUAUUGAAAAGCCAUCAACAGUUCAAGAUUUCGGCACAGGCACAGGUCCUGAUACCUUUCAGAGUCAGGUAGCUGCACAAUAUUCAAAAAGAUCACGAUCACAGUUGAAAUCCUAUAUUUCCCACCUAGCCGAGGAGAUGUAUGUCUACAGAUCUUUACCCCUUGGCCAAGACCGCAGGCGUAAUCGAUAUUGGCAAUUUGUUGCAUCUGCUUCUAGUAAUGAUCCCGGUUCUGGCAGGAUCUUCGUUGAACAUCAUGAUGGCAGUUGGAGACUUAUCGAUUCUGAAGAGGACUUUGAUAUUCUUUUGACAUCACUGGAUUCACGCGGGAUCAGGGAAUCUCAUUUGCGCUUAAUGUUGCAAAAGAUUCAGAAAUCCUUUAAAGAAAAUGUUCUAAAAAAUACACAAUAUGCAAAAAUCGGAAGCAUAGGGGAAGGUUCUAUUAAAAUUGAAGCUAAUGAGAAAUAUUCAAUGCCUGAGCGCCAUUCAGGAUCUGACAGUCCUAGCAGUACCCUUCAUGACUUGAACUCCGGUCCAUCCGAAACUUCGUCAUCCUUCAAAAUUGAGCUUUGGAAAAGUGAGAACGAAAAGAAAGCUGCAUUGCGAAGGUAUCAAGAUUUUCAGAAGUGGAUGUGGAAAGAAUGCUAUAAUUCAUCAAUUUUAUGUGCAAUGAAAUUUGGGGUAAAGAGAUGCAAACCUCAGGUGGAUAUAUGUCAAAUCUGUCUCAAUCCUUAUUUUGUUGAAGACUCUCAUUGCAAUUCCUGCCACAGCACGUUUCCGGCAAAUAAUGGGUUUGAUAUUUCUAAGCAUGCAUUUCAAUGUGUUGGCAAUUUAUCCAAAGAUAUUGGUAUUAUGGAGCAUUCUCUUCCCAUAAGGACUAGAUUGCUCAAGGUCCUGCUGUCAUAUAUGGAGGCAUCUGUUCUCUCUGAAGCAUUUGGAACAAUUUGGACAACUGAUUUUAGGAAGCGUUGGGGUGUGAAGUUGAGUAAAUCAUCAUCUGUUGAGGAGCUUCUACAGAUGUUGACCCUAUUUGAAAAAGCACUACGGCGAGAUUUUCUGUCAUCAGACUUCUCUACAACAGACGAAUUGUUGGGAUUAAGCAGCAAGUCAAAAAGUUCUGCGCAUGUGUCUGCUGAUCCUGAAUCAGUUGCUCUACUUCCAUGGAUUCCACAAACCACUGCAGCAUUGUCUCUCAGGCUUUUUGAGUUCGAUUCAUCCAUCAUCUAUGUAAAGCUCGAAAAACUUGAGCCUGUUGAGGAAAAAGAAGCAAGAGAAUACAUUACGCUUCCAUCAAGAUAUACUCCCUUCAAGCCUAAUAGGGAGGUUGAGCCAGCAGCUCUUGAUCAUGAUGGAUUAACCAAAGUUAAAUCCUCUGCUAAAAUUGUACGAAGCAAUAAACGUGGACGAGGGGCUAGUGAUCAUGGGCGGGGUAAAAAUCUGUCUAAAAGAAUGUACAAUUCCAAACGAGAUGCUGGCCGUCGAAACGUGAAGUUCACCGAGAAUCUAAGUCAAAGACUAAAACAGCAGGGACGAGGAACACAAGGACAAGGAGGUGGACGAGGUCGCCGAACAGUCAGAAAACGUAGAGUAGAAAAAAGAGCUGUUGAAGAUUUGUUGCUGGGACAUGCAGCUGCCAGUCAUAGCUCCAUGAGUGGGAGAGAACCAUUUAGAGGUUUGCAUGAAGAAUGGGAUGAUGGAGAAAAGGCAAGUCCCAUGACUCCUGUUCACAUUGGGGUUGCUGAAAAUAGUAACAGUGCUGAAGAGAUGGAAUAUGAUAAUGCUCAAGCAAUAGAAUAUGAUGAUAAUGUUCAAGCAGUGGAAUCUUAUGAUAAUGCUCAAGCAAUGGAAUCUGAUGAUGAUGCUCAAGCAGUAGAAUAUGAUCAUGGAAACUGGGAGAUAGGUUAUAAUGGUGUCUCUCCUAAUGGAUGGAAUAGGGAUUUGGUUGGAAUGAGUGAUGAAGAUGUGGAUGGUUUUGAAGAUGGCAAUGACAACGACAAUGGCAAUGUUAUUGGCUUUGAAGAGAAUGAAGAGGAAGAUUCCGAGGAAGAUGUUAUGAGUGAAGGUUCAGAUGGCAUGGCGAAUAGAGUAGAGAAUGUAGGAGGCUCAUAUUUGUCUGUCUCUGAAGAUUCUUCUGAUUAGAACAUCCAUUUUUAAUUUGAUGAAUGUAGGGAUUUGCAUAUUAAGGCUGCAUUACAUUUUUCUUAUAGCAGUUUUACAAAUACCUCAGUUCCAGGUUGCAAAUCACACGGCUGGAAGAAUUUAUGGUUGAGUAGAUUUAGUGUAUAUUAUCCAUGCAAAUGGAUCCUUGUAUUUUUAAGCCUUAUGCUGAGAGAGGGCUUUGUAGCCAACCUCAUUUUGUUGUUGUUUUUAUCCUCCACUCCUUGUAAUAGAUACUCAUCAACUAAUAAAGUUUUAUUACCACCUUGAUUGUCUUUUCAA
Molecule: messenger RNA, 6383 nt
Organism: Trifolium pratense (red clover)
Lineage: Eukaryota; Viridiplantae; Streptophyta; Magnoliopsida; Fabales; Fabaceae
Product: homeobox-DDT domain protein RLT1-like
Exons: 18
Coding region: 675-6083 (1802 amino acids)
Biological process (GO): regulation of transcription by RNA polymerase II
Molecular function (GO): DNA binding
Source: RefSeq, a predicted model, not a curated record